Messenger RNA from Hirsutella rhossiliensis, 1947 nucleotides. RefSeq names its product FAD binding domain-containing protein. Gene Ontology annotation, molecular function: succinate dehydrogenase (quinone) activity; electron transfer activity; flavin adenine dinucleotide binding. The transcript is spliced from 6 exons. The record is from RefSeq and is a predicted model, not a curated record. Gene Ontology annotation, biological process: tricarboxylic acid cycle; mitochondrial electron transport, succinate to ubiquinone. NCBI's taxonomy places the organism in Eukaryota, Fungi, Ascomycota, Sordariomycetes, Hypocreales, Ophiocordycipitaceae. Bases 1 to 1947 code for a protein of 648 amino acids.
AUGGCUUCUUCGAUGGCUUUGAGGAGACUGCCCGCGGGCUCUGCUUUUUCACGGCUGGCUCGAACCCACACCAGGGCCUUUUCCACGACCCGUCCGGCCGCUCGCGUCAUUGCGAGUAGUCCGUUGAGGGCAAAGGAGGCCUCGCCCUUCCUAAGCAACAAAUACCCCGUCAUCGACCACGAGUACGAUGCCAUUGUCGUCGGCGCCGGCGGCUCCGGCCUGCGAGCCGCCUUUGGCCUCGCCGAGGCUGGCUUCAACACGGCCUGCAUCUCCAAGCUCUUCCCUACCCGGAGUCACACCGUCGCCGCCCAGGGUGGCAUCAACGCCGCCCUAGGCAACAUGCACGAGGAUGACUGGAGAUGGCAUAUGUACGACACUGUCAAGGGCUCUGACUGGCUCGGCGACCAGGACGCCAUCCACUACAUGACCCGCGAGGCUCCCGCGUCCAUAAUCGAGCUCGAGCACUACGGCUGCCCCUUUUCCCGAACCGAGGACGGCAAGAUUUACCAGCGAGCUUUCGGCGGCCAAUCGCAAAAGUACGGCAAGGGCGGCCAGGCCUACCGAUGCUGCGCCGCCGCCGACCGGACCGGCCACGCUCUCCUCCAUACCCUCUACGGCCAGUCGCUCCGGCACAACACGAACUACUUUAUCGAGUACUUUGCCCUCGACCUGAUCAUGCAGGACGGCGAGUGCCGCGGUGUCCUAGCCUACAACCAGGAGGACGGCACCCUGCACCGUUUCCUCGCCAAUAACACCGUUCUGGCCACUGGCGGCUACGGACGUGCCUAUUUCAGCUGUACCUCGGCCCAUACCUGCACCGGGGACGGCAUGGCCAUGGUUGCUCGCGCUGGCCUGCCCAACCAGGAUCUCGAAUUCGUCCAGUUCCACCCCACUGGCAUCUACGGCGCCGGCUGUCUGAUUACCGAGGGCGCCCGCGGCGAGGGCGGCUACCUAUUGAACUCGGAGGGUGAGCGUUUUAUGGAGCGGUAUGCGCCUACCGCCAAGGAUCUCGCCUCUCGCGACGUCGUCUCGCGGUCAAUGACAAUGGAGAUUCGCGAUGGCCGAGGCGUGGGCGCCGAAAAGGACCACAUCUUCCUGCAGCUAAGCCACCUGCCUGCCGAGGUUCUCGCCGAGCGUCUGCCCGGCAUCUCUGAGACGGCCGGCAUCUUCGCCGGAGUCGACGUCCGGAAGCAACCUAUUCCCGUUCUGCCGACCGUCCACUAUAAUAUGGGUGGCAUCCCGACCCGCUAUACCGGCGAAGUGCUUACCGUUGAUGCGCAAAAUAAUGAAAAGGUAGUUCCCGGACUGUUCGCCUGUGGUGAGGCUGCGUGUGUGUCUGUCCACGGCGCGAACCGCCUUGGUGCCAACUCGUUGCUGGACCUGGUCGUCUUCGGCCGUGCCGUCUCGCAUACCAUCCGCGAUAACUUCAACCCCGGCGACAAGCUGAAGCCUAUGGCUGCUGACGCCGGCGCCGAGCACAUCGAGGUCCUUGAUAAGGUCCGAAACUCCGACGGCCCUAAGAGCACCGCCGAGAUCCGACUGGCCAUGCAAAAGGCCAUGCAGACCGACGUCAGCGUCUUCCGAACCCAGGAGAGUCUAGACGAGGGCGUGCGCAAGAUGAAUAAGAUCGAUAAGAUGUUCCACGAUGUUGGCAUUAAGGACCGGAGCAUGAUCUGGAACUCUGACUUGGUCGAGACGCUGGAGCUGCGGAACCUAUUGACCUGCGCCAUCCAAACCGCCACCGCCGCCGCGGCCCGGAAGGAGUCGCGUGGGGCUCACGCCCGCGAGGACUACCCCGAGCGAGACGACAAGACGUGGAUGAAGCACACGCUUAGUUUCCAGAAGCAGCCCCACGAGAAGGUGGACCUAUCGUACCGCCGCGUCAUUAGCACCACCCUAGACGAGGCCGAGUGCAAACCGGUCCCUCCGUUUAAGCGUGUAUACUAG